AGCUGAGGAAGAGGAGGAGCUUGUCCUGCCAGCUGGACUUCCGCCUUUCCUCUGAGCAGACCUGUUGCGGGUUCGUUUGGGCCAGUCUGGCUUUGUGGAUCCGCCCACAUGUAGACCCGAACCGGGAUAAGCGGCGGACUUACGCUGUUCGGUGAUGGACGCCGAGAGCGGUCAGCUGUUCCUGGCGGCGGGAGGAGGGACCUGCCUCGUUGGUGCUGACCUGGUCUUCAGCGCCUCAGAGAAGCCCCUGCAGGACUGGGUGGUGGACCCCGAUAGCGCGCUGAACGACAGCGAAUCAGAGGAGGUCCUCCACGGCGUCGAUCCAAACGAGGUGUUUGGGGGCGCGGCCCCAGCUGACCCCUCCUCUGAGAGCGACAGUGGCGUGUCGGAGGAACCGCUGGGAGAGAGCCCUGUCGCCCCGGCAACAGCCCUCCCCCUGGCAGCAGCCCCAGCCGCCGUCUACCAGGUGGUUUAUGACAUCAGCGGGCUGGGCGGGGCCAAGGCGGGUCUUGGGGAGGACAACGUGAUCUCCAUCGAGCUCGAUGGGUGGAGCUCUCAGCUGAUGCUAUCGGACUCCUGCCCGUUGAUUCCGGUAGCUGGACCGGGCCUUGUCACCUCUGCGUACCCCCCCAGCCCCGAUGGACACGCGCUCCAGCUGACCGAGGAGGAGCAGAAGCUGCUGACGCAGGAGGGGGUCUCCCUGCCCAACAGCCUCCCGCUCACCAAGGCGGAGGAGCGCGUCCUGAAGAAGGUCCGCCGGAAAAUCCGCAACAAGCAGUCGGCCCAGGACAGCCGGCGCCGCCGGAAGGAGUACAUUGAUGGACUGGAGAGCAGGGCGGCAACGUGUUCAGCUCAGAACCGAGACCUCCAGAGAAAAGUGGAACAGCUGGAGAAACACAACAGGUCCCUCCUCUCUCAGCUGCAGCAGCUCCAGACCUUCAUCAGGCAGACGGUCAGCAGAGGAGCUCAGACCAGCACCUGCUUACUGAUCAUCCUGGUGUCUCUGGCUCUGAUCGUCAUGCCGAGCUUCAGUCCGUUCGGCCGCCGGUCUGCAGACGAGGAGUACAGACCCACAGGAGUCAUCUCCAGGUCCAUCCUGACCGACCGCUCUUCGACGGCAGACGAUGGCGCCCGCCUUCCUGACGCAUCACCACCAGAGUCCAGCCAAUCAGGAGCUCCGGAGGAGGCGGGCCUUCUCCAGGAGCCAACAGGAAAUGCAGACUUCAACGAGGGGCGGAGCCAGUCACUGAACGCCUCGGCCAAACAGGAAGAUGGGCGUGAGGCCUCCAAGUCAGCCCACGCUGAUGAGAUGUAGAGGUCCAGAAGAAGCUUUUGGUUUUUGGCAUCAAGGACUUUUGAUGGUCCAGCCUGGCGGGUUCUGCAGAAUCAGAACAGAACAUCUGGGUUGCCUCAAAGGAAUUCUGUAGAACUAUCUGAAGGUCCAGGUGUUUCUGGGGGGGUGGUGCUGAGUGGAACCAGAGAUCAUCUUCGUGGGACCUCCAGCCAGAACAAGCCCACGCUGAACUUUGACCCGCAGCGGUCUGUAGCGGGCCCACGGCGCCGGAGGACGGGUUCUUCAGGUGGACGACUUGUUCCAGCUGAGAGUAGAAACGGUUACGGUGGUGGAGUGGAUGUUCUGCAGGCAUGAAGGUUCUGACUACGGAUGUAAAUAAACAUGUCGGUUCUGAUGAA
This is a messenger RNA of Oryzias latipes (Japanese medaka), 1692 nucleotides long. It is a transcript of the gene creb3l4, whose product is annotated as cAMP responsive element binding protein 3-like 4. Gene Ontology annotation, molecular function: DNA-binding transcription factor activity, RNA polymerase II-specific; RNA polymerase II cis-regulatory region sequence-specific DNA binding. Gene Ontology annotation, cellular component: nucleus. The record is from RefSeq and is a predicted model, not a curated record. NCBI's taxonomy places the organism in Eukaryota, Metazoa, Chordata, Actinopteri, Beloniformes, Adrianichthyidae. Gene Ontology annotation, biological process: regulation of transcription by RNA polymerase II.